AUGUCUCAAUUAUUUUAUUCAAAAAAUUUAUUAAAUAACAAUAAUAAUAUUAGUAAUAAUAUUAGUAAUAAUAAUACAAAUAAUAAUAAUAAUAAUAAUAAUAUCAGUCCAGUCGAUUUCUCAUCUAAUAAUGAUAGACCACAUUUACCAUCAAUAACAUAUAAUGAUAAUUUAAAUAAUAGUAAUAAUAAUAUAAAUAAUAAUAACAAUAAUAACAAUAAUAAUAGCCCUUCAAUAAAUGGAAUACCAUUUAAUAUUAGUUCACCAAAAAUAUCAUCAUCUUCAUCAACAUCUUCAUCAACUUCUCCAUUGCCAUCACCAUCAUCAUUUUUUAAAUAUAAAAAUUUUAAUCAAGAAGAGUCAACAAUUACUGUGCCUCCUCUUUUAGCACCACUACAAUUUACAAAUGAUAUUAAAAGAACAUUAUCACCACCAAAUUUUCCAUAUUAUAAUUCAUUUUCAUCACCAUGUCCAUCACCAAACCAUUUUUCAGUUUCACCAAGAAAUUACUCUUCACCAAGUUAUCCAAGCUCACCAUUAAGCUCUCCAAAAUUAAAUAACAACCUUUCAAAUUUAUGUCUUAACAACAACAAUAACAAUAACAACAAUAACAACAACAACAAUAAUAAUAAUAACAAUAAUUAUAAUAAUAAUAAAAAUAAUAGCAUUUAUAAUAAAAAUGAAUUUUUAAAUUUAAGUAGUGAAUCAUUAUUUUCAUCAUCCUCUUCUUCAAAUUCUUUACUAUCUUCCCCAUAUAUUAGAUCAGCUUCUUCAAAUUCUUCACCUCCAUUAUGUUCUUCACCCCCAUUAUGUUCUUCGCCACCAAGAUUAAAUUACACUGACUGCGAUAGUAGAGUUAAUUAUUUUAUUGAGGAAGAAUAUAUAAAUAUUAAUAAUUAUAAUAAUAAUAAUUAUAAUAAUAAUAAUUAUAAUAAUAAUAAUAACAAUAAUAAUAAUAACAAUAAUAAUAAUAACAAUAAUAAUAAUAAUAAUAAUAAUAAUAAUAAUAAUAAUAAUAAUAAUAAUAAUUUGUAUAAUAAUUUUUGUAAUAAUAAUAAUAAUUUAAAUAAUAAUAAUAAUAAUAAAAAUAAUAAUAAUUUUACUAAUAAUAUUAAUAAUAAUAAUAUUAUAAAUAAUAGCAAUGGUAACAAUCUAAAUAGUGGCUGUUCUUACUCUCGUAAAAAUUAUAAUAAACAAAAUAGAAGCAAUAAUAAAAAUAAAAAUAAUCAUAAUAAUAAUAAUAAUAAUAAUAAUAAUAAUAUUAAUAAUAAUAAUAAUAAAAGGGUUCAAAAAUCACCAACUUUAAUUAGUCAACAAUCAUUAAUUCCAUUGAUUUCCAAUGGAGAUGAUAGCUUCACAACUGCAACAGCAGAAGAAGCAGCAGAAGCUAGAACCAUGACAACAACUACAACAACAACAACAACACCAAUAUUAUUACCACAACCAAUUUCAUCUUCUUUGUCAUUGUUUCAAGAGAUUAAACCAAGAUACCAAUGUGAACAUACCAAUUGUUUUAAAACCUUUUCAUCGCCACAAUCAAGAUCAAAUCAUUACACUCUAAAACAUGAUAGUAAAUGUCAAGAUCCAACAACUUGUCCACAAUGUAUAAGAAAUCAAAAAAUUCAAAAUUCACCAAAAUCAAAAUGCAGACACUUUGGUUGUGGUAAAAUUUGUUCAUCAGCAAAUCUCGCCAAACAUGAGAAAACGUCGCAUCAUAAAACAAAUACCUUGGAGAAAUUCUCAUGUACAAAAUGUGAUGAUUUAUCAAAUAUCUCUUGUAAAAACUCCUUACCACCUUGCUCAACAAUUAUUGAAAAAAAAUAA
Messenger RNA from Dictyostelium discoideum AX4, 1824 nucleotides. RefSeq lists its product as hypothetical. The record is from RefSeq and is a predicted model, not a curated record. NCBI's taxonomy places the organism in Eukaryota, Evosea, Eumycetozoa, Dictyosteliales, Dictyosteliaceae. The transcript has a single exon. Bases 1 to 1824 code for a protein of 607 amino acids.